CCAGCGUCCUGGUGCGGAUAAUGGAGAAGCUCACAGCCGACCUCACGGCCUCCUUUCCCAAGCUGUCGCCGCAGACCAUCUCUGCGGCGCUGUUUGCCUACUGUGACUCAUCCAAGGCGAAUCGGCAGACAGAUCUCGCCAAGGGGCUCACGCAGCUGCUGAGAGCACAUGACGGCGACAAAGUGAUGGUUGGCUGCAGCCUGCUGGCGGCGCUGGGAGGCGGGCUGGUGGAUGUCGAGGCUCUCAUGGGGAAGGCGCUGACGCCCGAGUGCAUCGAAGGGUGGCUGCAGACGCUCUCGGCAACACUCAAGAAGGUCUGUGUGUGACGAUUGUGUGAUUUCGAUGAAUGCCUGUGCGUGUCACUUAUGUGUCUGUCUGCAGGAGGGAGACUGGGUGUCCACAUUGGCCGCCAUCGAGGCGUCUGUGGGCGUGUUUCAUCUGUGCGAGCGACUGCCCGUCGACACGCGCCAUCGCCUCGUCCGUGAGGGGGCGGCAUCAAGCACCCGAAACCUCAUGGCCGUCCUUGACGCCAUUGACCGCCACGCAGCUGUGCCGACGAUCCUGGUGAGGCGAGGCGACCAACCGACGACAGACGAACGCUGGUAACAUGUUCGUGUGUGUGUCUAGGAGCGUGGCUGCCGUGGUUUGUCAUCAGUGCUCUUCCGGUCUUCCUUCCCUCUCUACCAGCUCAUGGGUAAGGCUGUCCACCUGAUCUCCACGUUGAGACCUGCCUCUCUUCUCGUCUCGUUGUUCUGGAGGCCGGCUGCGUGCCUUCUUCCUCAAGGUCUCACAGCACGACGACGACACCCUCGCAGAGGUGAAUGAGGACGAAAGCACCAUAGAGUGGCUGCGGUUACAAUGCCAAUUCUCAUGACGUGGUGUUCUGUGUGUGUCGUUCACCGAUUGGUUCGUUCAGUUGUCGCGCUGCUCACUAUGUCGGCUGAGCUGGAUCGCCAGCAGCAAGAGGGCGCCCAAGACCGACGGACCACAAGCAGCAGCAGCUGCGGCUGCAUCCUCUGACGAAGGCAAGAUGGGUCCGGCGUUCAGUGAGCACCUCCUUGCUCAAACCACCAAUGACCUUAAUGCAGGCAAGACACACACACACAGGCAGGCGGUGGACGCACCGUACCAUCAAAGCAAUAUAACCUGAUGAGUCUGUUCAUCGUGUGUGCAGUGCUGGGUCUCCUCAAGGAUGGCAGUGUGUCGGGCAACACGACAGCGGCCGCCCUGUGGCACCGCGCCACCCGCCUCUUCCAGCUGCUCACAGCCCUCAUUCUCCACUCGGCAGGCGGCAGGAUGCGCCAGGGGCUGGGCACUGUUGAGCUGAGCCCCGCCACACACAGCAUCGUUGUCAUACCCGUGCGCGAGCUGCUGCAAGUUGUUCGUGUGGCCGUGGGUGUCAGCAGGGGAGGCGGGAUGGGGGGCGGUGAGGGGGAUGGUGCAGCGUCGGUGGUCGACCAGAGGUGUGUUGUGCUGAUGGGGGCAGCAUUGGAGGUCCCGGUGGCCAUACUAAAUGUGUAAGGGAAGACAGGAGGGUGCAGACGAGAGACUCUCUUCUGCACCUGUUGUGGCUGUAUGUUGUUUUGAAUUCAGGCUCGGCAGCGGGGCUGUUUCGGUCUACAGCCAGCACUUCAUCACCAUACUGGACGAGCUGUGCAGGUAGGCACACCAUCAUACACACAAGCCAAGCCAAGCCAAGCCACAGUACCCGUUUCUUGCAUCUUGAUGUGCCGCCCUCCCUUGUCAGUUUCGAGAGCGACUCCAUGGCGGCCCUCCACGCCUUCGCCUUCUCAUCCCCCAUCCACAGCUACCUAUUAACCCUCGCAUCAGCCAUCCCCGCCGCCCUCAUAGCCUCCAACACAUGGAAGACACCCUUCGAGUGGGCAGUCGCCGCCAUCAGCCACAUGCUCACCCCGUCGACCUUCCCCUCCCUCUGCCGGAUGGCUGCACACUCGGCACACGUCUCAGAGGCCGAGUAUACCGCCGACACUAGCGAGCUCUCAUCCAUUGCGGGUGGGAGGGCGACGAAGCGACGCCGCGGGAGGUCCAGAGGCGGCGGUCUGUCGGACUAUGGGUCAUGGGGAGAGUCGGCGGGGGACCAGGAUGCCGUGGGGCUGAUCAGAGCGCACAAGACGCAAGAGAUGGCCGUUCCGGAGAUGCGGAUCGCUUUUGCAAAGGUCUUUGUAGAUCUCUGCGGCUCACUGACGGCUCUUCUGACCGGCGUGGGGAGCUUCCUAGGAGCCACCGAGAAGGCGCAAGCUGAAGAGCUCGCCAUCGGUGUGCUAUUCCACGGCCAGCAGCCCGAGACGCUCAAGAAGAGCCCCGCCACGGCCGUCCUCUGCGGCCGGCCGUCAGCCGUGCUGGCGGUGCUGCGGCUGAUGGAGGCAUCUCUCCUCGGCCCCUCUCCCCUCCCCAGUGCGACCCUCCACGCAUCCAUCGGCCUACUGAAUGUCACGGAGGCGACGGCAACUGACGGCGGGAGAGUGGCUGCUGCGGCUCGUGCGCUGAAACGGAAGCUGCUGGCAAGAGUUGGCGGUGGGUCCAUUGGCCGUGAGAGCGAUGAGGGCAUCUUCCUCCAGGCCUACGGCGAGUCCCUGAGGGAGGCGCUGCACGAGUAUGUCGACACUGGUGAGGCGCCUGCCGAUCAGGAAGGCAUGAAUGGCUAUGGAGAGGCGUCGGCCAUGGAGGAGCCCCCGGCUGCAGCUGCCGCGGCAGCCGCGGCAGCUGCCGCAGCCUCAGCGUUCGACCAGCCGAUGGGGGCGGCCGCUGCCUUGGCAGAUAGGACCCAGCAGAUGGAGCCACCACCGCCCGAGCCCUUCGCUGUCCUUGACGGACCGGUCCAGCAGGAAGGAGCUGACCUGGAGAUGACGGCGGCCGAGCAGGGAGAGUCUACUUCUGAUGGGAGAGGGGCAGGCGAGGCGCCAGCGGUACCGCAAGAAGCGAGCCCUCCUGCCGCAGCUGCUGCCGCCGCCAGUGCGAGUGCCGCCGCUCAAGGGAAGCAAGUCAAUGCGCUGUUUUCUGUCGGUAAGGAGAUGCGGAAGCGGGCGGCUGGUUGUCAGUGUCUGAGUGUCAGGGUGUUGUGUUGUGUGUAUUGAUUGAUUGCAAUGGUUCAGAUAUGAGCGACAUGGCGGCCGCCGAGGCCUUUGUGCGCGACAAUCUCAACAUGGAUAGCCCGUCGGGCGGGGAGGAAGAGGACUGACUGACUGACUGUCGGAUGGAUGGAUGGAUGGAUGGAUGGUGCAUUCAUGAAUUCAUGGUCAGUGAGGUCAUGGUGUUGACACACCUUCCUGUCCCAUCAAGCAGCUUGGCCG
Molecule: messenger RNA, 3311 nt
Organism: Vitrella brassicaformis
Lineage: Eukaryota; Vitrellaceae
Source: the annotation of a GenBank genome assembly